CCAGGUUUAUAAACAGAAUAUAAUGUGCGACUGUCACAAGCUGACCCAUAAUGACGUUUUUAAUAAAUACCAGCUUAAAAUGACUUAACUGCGUUAAAAACCUGUUCUUAUUGUGACUUGUCCUUCAGGAAAAUCGUCGUCAGACUAUUCUGAGGCUGCAGUUUCAAGUUCAAGACUGAAGAACCUGAAGAGAAGAUGCCAGCUAGAAACACUUUAAACAGUGAGGUCAGAUACUCCAAACUAGCCAGGGAUGAUGAUGGAUAUAUUGAUCUCCAGUUUAAGAAAAGUCCUCCCAAAGUCCCUUAUAAAGCGAUCGCCCUGGCAACAGUUCUCUUCCUCAUCGGCUCCGUUCUGAUCAUCGUCGGAUCCCUCCUGUUAGCAGGAUACUUUGAAGUUAAUGAUCACCAUGAUCGCAGCAUCCCAGUCCUGAUUAUUGGAAUCCUAGUCUUUCUUCCGGGGUUUUACCACCUGCGUAUCGCCUGUUACGCCUUCAAGGGUUACCGCGGUUAUUCCUAUGAUGACAUCCCUGAUUUUGAUGACUGAGCGGCGGGGAUGGGAUGAUCUGACAGCACUUUCAACCUGGUUUAA
Carassius auratus (goldfish) is the source of this 588-nucleotide messenger RNA. Its product is annotated as transmembrane protein 230. Bases 196 to 543 code for a protein of 115 amino acids. Gene Ontology annotation, cellular component: endomembrane system; synaptic vesicle. NCBI's taxonomy places the organism in Eukaryota, Metazoa, Chordata, Actinopteri, Cypriniformes, Cyprinidae. The record is from RefSeq and is a predicted model, not a curated record. The transcript is spliced from 4 exons. Gene Ontology annotation, biological process: synaptic vesicle transport.